This is a messenger RNA of Scatophagus argus, 7079 nucleotides long. RefSeq names its product unc-5 netrin receptor A (gene unc5a). NCBI's taxonomy places the organism in Eukaryota, Metazoa, Chordata, Actinopteri, Scatophagidae. The record is from RefSeq and is a predicted model, not a curated record. Gene Ontology annotation, biological process: anterior/posterior axon guidance; netrin-activated signaling pathway. The coding region runs from base 561 to 3311 and encodes 916 amino acids. The transcript is spliced from 16 exons. Gene Ontology annotation, cellular component: membrane. Gene Ontology annotation, molecular function: protein binding; netrin receptor activity.
CCAUUCCCAGCGAGCACGCAGGAUCCGCUCCUGGUUUUGCUGCUCCGCUCAUAGCAGUCUUAUCGCUUCCCUGACUCUCUCAACACUCCAGCAUUGCUGUGCAAGCAGAUGUUCCUUCUCUGGUACCAAUUCUUACAAUUUUCGCAUUUGGAGAAGGUAUUCUUUCGCGGGAAGGCUGCAAAGUGACGGGACACAACAGAAACUGCCCUCCUCGGUCCUGUGAGGGAGAGAGAAGGAGAAGGAGAGUUGUGAGCGGAUAGCGGCUUUGGACAAAUACACUACAGUCAACCAGCGGCGGCGAGCACGGAAGCAGUUUAUUUACCACACCUGUGAUGCGUUGUUCUGAGCAACGAAGACGCACGGCCGGGAUACUGAUGGGCACGGCACAGCGAGAGGAUAUGUGCUGAGGAGAGAAAGGACUUGGGCGUUGUGAAAUAAAGGCGUUAAGUGCUACAGAGGUCACUCUCCAGAGAGCUUUAAAAAGCUCAGUGUGCCGCUGUUUCUUCUCUGGCUCUGUUUUUUGUUUGUUUUUGUUUUUGUAAAAGUUAAAAUACACGAAGAUGUCCUUACUUCUGGGCCCCUUUGUCCGCUGUGGGUUCAGCGCCACGCUCCUUGUGCUCUGGCUCGUCUUCGCUGGCUUCACCUGCACUGGCUCAGAGCACACCGCUACAGCAACACUUCCUGCUGCCUUCUCGGACCUGUUACCACACUUCCUGGUGGAGCCAGAGGACGAGUACAUUGUGAAGAACAAGCCGGUGACGCUGACCUGCCGCUCCACCCCGGCCACGCAGAUCUACUUCAAGUGCAAUGGCGAGUGGGUUCACCAGGAUGACCACUUGAUUGAGCGGACUGUUGACCCAGCCACAGCGCUGCCGGUCAUGCAGGUGACGAUUGACAUCACCAGACAGCAGGUGGAGAAGGUCUUCGGUCUCGAUGAGUACUGGUGUCAGUGUGUUGCCUGGAGCACCACCGGAACCCAGAAGAGCCAAAAAGCCUACAUCAGAAUUGCUUACCUGAGAAAGAACUUUGAGGAAGAGCCGCAGGGUAAAGAGGUGGCGUUGGACCAGGAGGUGUUACUGCGCUGCCAUCCCCCCGAGGGAGUGCCACAAGCUGAGGUGGAGUGGCAGAGAAACGAGGAUGUUGUCAACCCAGCGAGUGACCCCAAUUUUUUCAUCAUGGCUGACCAUAGUCUCAUCAUCAAAAAAGCCCGACUGGCAGACACAGGCAACUACACGUGUGUGGCCAAAAACAUCGUUGCUCGCCGCAAAAGCACCUCGGCCACAGUCCUAGUCUAUGUCAAUGGCGGCUGGUCCACGUGGACCACCUGGUCGUCCUGCAGUGCCGUGUGUGGGCGUGGCUGGCAGAAGAGGAGUCGGAGCUGCACCAACCCCACGCCACUGAAUGGAGGCACAUCCUGUGAGGGGCAGAACGUCCAGAAAAGUGCCUGCGUGGCCACCUGUCCAGUGGACGGAGGCUGGAGCGAGUGGAGCAAGUGGUCAGCUUGUGGCACGGACUGUUCGAUGUGGAGGACCAGGGAGUGCACCCAGCCCUCACCUGGUACUGGGGGCAAAGAUUGCCAGGGGCUCGACCUCCAGUCUCUCAACUGCACGAGCGAGCAGUGCCCACAGACUGUGAGCGGGGCCGAGGACGUGGCUCUCUACGUGGGCAUGGUGGCGGUGGCUCUGUGUCUGACUCUGCUGCUCAUUGUGGUGGUCUUGGUCUACCGGCGCAAGAAGGAGGGCCUGGAUGCCGACGUGGCGGACUCCUCCAUCCUCACCACUGGCUUCCAGCCCAUGGGCAUAAAGCCCAGUAAGCCAGGUGUGUGGGCACCACGGCCACGCAGGCCUCCCCCCCGCAGCAAGAAUUCUCAUUUGCUCACCAUCCAGCCUGAUCUAACUACUACCACCACCAGUUACCAAGGCACCCUCCGCUCUCGCCACGAUGCCGCUGGGAAGUUUUCGAUGACCAAUGGGCCCCUGUUGGACCCUCUUCCCAAUGGCUCACAUACGCUGCACAAUGGCAAGCUUAACUCAGACCCCAGUGAGUUUGUGAGCAGGUUGUCCACUCAGAGCUACUUUAAAACUCUGCCCCGUGAUGUAGCUAACACCUCCUAUGGGACCUUCAACUUCCUGGGAGGGAGGCUGACGAUCCCCAACACAGGAAUCAGUCUGCUCAUUCCUCCCGAGGCCAUCCCCAGAGGGAAGAUCUAUGAGAUUUAUCUCACUGUUCAUAGGAAGGAAGAUUUAAGGUUACCCCUGGCGGGCUGCCAGACUCUGCUCAGCCCGGUUGUGAGUUGUGGCCCUCCAGGGGUGGUCCUGAGUCGGCCAGUUAUCCUCAGCAUGGACCACUGCUCUGAUGCAUGCCUCGAUAACUGGGCCAUCCGCCUCAAGAAGCAGAACUAUGAGGGCGCUUGGGAGGAUGUCGUACUGAUGGGGGAGGAGCUGGUGUCUGAGCCCUACUACUGCCAACUCGAGGCCGAGACGUGCCGGCUCUUCUCAGAGCAGCUGGGCACCUUCGCCGUGGUGGGAGAGUCCCUCCACAUGGGUGCUGCCAAGCGCCUGAGGCUGGUGCUCUUCUCCGAUGCUUACUGUUCAACACUGGAGUACAACAUCAGAGUGUAUUGUAUGGACGACACACAGGACGUCUUCAAGGAGGUGAUGCAGAUGGAGCGGCAACUCGGGGGUCGGCUGAUUGAUGAGCCCCACGUCCUGCUUUUCAAAGACAGCUACCACAACCUGCGUCUGUCCAUCCAUGACAUGCCCCAGGCCCACUGGAGGAGCAAGCUGCUAGCCGGCUACCAGGAGAUCCCAUUCUACCACAUCUGGAAUGGUUCCCAGCGGUACCUGCACUGCACGUUCACUCUGGAGCGGCUUAGCCUCAGCACCUGUGAGCUCACCUGCCAGCUGUGUGUGUGGCAGGUGGAGGGGGAGGGGCAGAGCUUCAGCCUCGACUUUAACAUUGCCAAGGACACCCGAGCCGUGGACACUGAGUUUAUGCUAAUGGACAGUAAUGCCACAGCUUUGGCAGGGCCCAGCGCCUUUCAGAUCCCAUACCUCAUCAGGCAGAAGAUCUGCAGCAGCCUGGAUGCUCCCUGUCCCAACGGAGCCGACUGGAGAAUGCUAGCACAAAGACUUAAACUUGAGAGACACAUGAGUUUCUUUGCAUCCAAAGCGAGCCCAACCUCUGUGAUUCUGGACCUGUGGGAGGCACAACAUUUCCACAGCGGCAACAUCAACCAGCUGGCCACGGUCAUGGCUGACAUCGGUAAACAAGAAGCCAUGAUAUUCCUGGUCUCUGAUGGCGAGUGCUAACCCAGAAAAGGGGGAGAGACUGGUGCAGCGGAAAAGUACGAAACACAACAACAACACACACACACAAAAAAAAAAAACAAUAACUGCAGCAGGAAUCAAAGAGCAGAGCUGACCGUGUGUCCCUCUUCGUUCACUUCAGACAAAAGUAAAAAGUUUAUCUAGGUUGAGUCCCUAAUUCCAAACAGAGUACAAAUAUUUAGACAGACCAAAUUAGGGUUAGGGAAUACUUUGGUUGUGUGAGGAAAUGUGUCCAUGAGCUCAGUAAGGAAAAUACCCUUUAUUUUCCAUCAAAGAUUGAAGCUAAAUUAGUUAACGCCAUGGUUUUACUUAAAGGAUGACAUUAAAUUAACUCCAUGCCUUUUAUAUAAUUAGCCCAUUACUGGCUAAUAAGGAGCAAUAUGCAAAUGUGAUGCUAUAACAAAUGGCCAAUUUAUCAAAUUCAAGGAAUCAUUUUUGAAAAUCAUUUACUUUUUAAAUAAAAAUGGAUGUGACAAAAGGUGCCAGUCAUUUCAGGUUCAAGAGAGCAGGCGACAUAUGCAAUCGGCAGGUUUGUUUCAACGUUAUCUCUGACACUGAGCACAUUUUCAGCAAGGUCAUCGGAGUCCGUGAGCGUCCCCUCCCAUCCGUUCCCAAACCCAGCGACACUCACAGACGUAUGCCUAAUAUGUGUGUCAUUAUCUGUUUCCUAAAACGCACGCAUGCACACACACACACACACACAGAAGGCUUGUAGCACAUCCUGGACUUGCAGGUUUAAAAUAGAUUGUAUGUCAGAGGCCCAAAAACCUGUCUUAUCUUGUUUGUGUGUUGUUGUUUUUUGUUUUUUUUUUCUUAGUCCAGCUGGUAUCACUACUGUGAAUGUAACGUCUUGACAUCUUGAUUCGGUGAAACUCUUCGCAGCUUUCCUGCUUCAAAAUCAAUAUAUGUGGGGUUUGGGUUCUUUGAACUUUUUUGAGGGAGGAGUGAGUAAUAUCUUCACUAAAGUCAUAUUUCAGAAGCCAUUUCUUUGGAAAGCCUGUGAUUUUGAUCCAUCAAGUCUAUAUUACAUCUUGCAUUAACCCAAUCGUUCAUCGUUGUGGCGUUUUUCUGUUUCAAGUUCCAUAGCUAAUGAAGGAGCCAUAGGGCCGAAAGGCGUUCCAGCUGCAUAUAUGUGAACACUGAAUGUCGUCAAAUCUCAUUUCUGAAAUUACAUUUUCCUCCAGAUUACAUUAAUUCUGUAGCAGAGAGGAUGUUAAACAUAAAAGCAUGGCCAAAAGGGUUAUUAUCCUGUAUGAAUAAUGCAGAGCACUUUCCCACAGAAGAUCUGACAACAAAUUCUUUCACUUGCAUUGAAAGAGUAGCUGUGCAGCUUUGUUUUUAUAAUUCAUAAAGCAAUGUUGAUGGGAAUUCUUUAUUUGCUGUGUUGCAAAAGAAAAGUAUUUCCACAUCAGAGAAACGCCUAUCUCUCAGAGAAAGUUUAGAGUGGCUUAUACAUAACGUCACGCCUGUGCUCACAAAAGACACUUUGAAAGGAUUUUCCUUUGUUUUAUUUCUAGCCAUGCAACAAAUCAUUAACUACACACUUGCUUAUCAUUAAUUAAUCAUGAAUUUACACUGGUGUUUUUUUUUUAUUGUUAUUAUUAUUGUUAUUAUUAAUAGAUCUGUCAGGUCAGGCAACAAAGAGUACACACAGAGUAUCUUUAAGUCCAGUGGUUCAGCAAUCAUUCUUUGAAAAGUUGUGAGCAAUCCCAAACUAGCCAUAGUUCUUUCUCUGUCUGCCUCAGGGUUGCAUGUGAAGUUAUCUGUUAAAGUUCUAAAACAGAGCCCCUUUUCGUCCAGUUCCUUCUUAUCCAGACAGCUAGUACAGUCCACCCGACCAGCUCCCGUGGCUUCAACCUUUAACACUGACCGGAGCCUCUUUUACGAUUGUCAGAUAUUUGGAAUGUACAUUUUAUGUUUCCUUGCAGUGGGUGAAAACUGUGUCUUUCUGCCAUUCCCUUGUUUUAGCAGUUAAUUUGUUAUUUGUGUGGCAUCUCGGCGCUCGUUUGCUCCUGAGCCUCUUUUUGAUCCUACACAACGCGUCUCCUCUUCACCAACACCUUUUUUAUAAACCCUUGUUCUAUUUGAUGUAGAGAUGCCAUGAAAUCAAAAUUGACCUUUUUUAUUCGCUUUAAGAAACCCUUGGAUCAUACCCCUUUCUGACAAAAUGAAAAUAUCACCUUAAAUGAAUCUUUUCAUGUUGAAAUGGAUCUUCGUCACGUGUCGUGUAAAUACUUUUUCUAUACCAGCCGUGUGCUGUCACUUUGCAUACUGUAUAUCAGCAGAAUUGGUAACCAAAGUUUUAUGAAUAUCAUUUGAGGCCACUACAUCCUCAUAUUGUAUCCAUUAAAUAUUGUUUCAGUGUUGUUUUACUUGCAGCUAGUAUAGAGUAAGUCGGAGUUGCUGUCUCUUCUAGACCGAAGUCCAAGUCAUUUCUUUAUCUCAUUUCCUUGCUUUUGUCUUUGAGGCAAGUUAAUGCUGUUUGUUCAAGCAGUGAUACAUGUCGGAUUAUUUUAUCACUUUGUAAAGAAAUGUAAAAUAUAUUUUAAUAUGAAGCCAAAAAAAAAAAAGACACUUAACUGGCGCAUUUGUCAAGUCUAAACCGUGACGUGUUUGCCUAUAUACUGUUCUUUGGCGAUCUAGCAGUGAAGACUUUUUGCAGUGUUAAGGGUUUAGAGACCGUUUCACAGGAAGUUUCUAUACAUAUUUUGUUCAUCCUUACUCUGCAUAUGUCUGCUUGAUUAUUUCUCUAACUGUAAGCAUUUAAAUACAAGGUGGAAACAGUCACUAAUGCUUAGUGGGUCAGUACUCUGGGACUGCGUGGAGGCUAACUGAGAAAAAAAGAAAAAAUGAGGACAUCAGUUCUUGGACACUGACGAGCCAGUGUUGACGCAGCAUGUUUUCGAUGAGCCAUGGCAGUUGUACAGUCAGACUGUGUGUGAAACUCGAUCACCCCUGUCAUUGUCUUGGAUGUGUUGUCUAAGCACAUUUCAGUAAUGGAAUUCACCAGCCGCCAGGAUGUUCAGCAUCUGUCUUCACAUCUAACUUGUCCAACAAAUCUGCAAUUACUGUGUGUGUGAGAUGAAUAUUGUUCCCUCCAUGAUGAAAUCUUGGCCUGACGGUUGUGUGUUUGACUCGUGUUGGUAACAUAAAUGCUUUGUUAUUUGGGGGGGAUCGUUAUAUCUCACAGCUGUACUUUCUGUGUCACUCAUUACUGUUCAGUGUCAAGUACGUGUGUGUGUGUGUGUGUGUGUGAGACUGGGUGUGUGCAUACCUCCCUGUCACUCUGACUGAACUGUUUUUUGUUUUUUUUUCUUUUGUUGAACUAAGAACAAUAGACUUCUGUACUUGUGAAUGGUUUUUCUAUUUAGUUCCUUGAUUCAAUGUUCCUUGCCUUUCUGCAAGUCAAAAAUGCUGUAUUUAUUACAUGCCACAGCGCUUAUGCAAUUGUAUAAUCUUUUUUUUUUCCUUUGUUUUUGUUUGUUUGUUUGUUUUUUAACCUUUUGUGUUCCUUAUCGUUAGUGUAAAUUGUUGUCAAAACUUUUGUGGCAAUGGAAAAACUUCUGCUAAGGGAGAUUUUCUGUACUUUUUUGGACAAUGAUAUGAAUUUGUGGGUAGAAUUUUGGAAAUUCGUUUCUAAGUGCUUUCAAGUAUUUACUUGGCCUUAUGUAUAUAUAUAUCUAUGACAUUUCAGAAAGGUAUGUAUAGUAAUUCAACCUGAAUUGUUGUAAAUAAAUUAUAUAUUGUUAA